This is a messenger RNA of Soboliphyme baturini, 348 nucleotides long. The record is from the annotation of a GenBank genome assembly. NCBI's taxonomy places the organism in Eukaryota, Metazoa, Nematoda, Enoplea, Dioctophymatida, Soboliphymatidae.
AUGGAGUCGUGCGUGCCCAGUUCACGAACUACCGAUCGGUCGAAAGUUGAGUUGCUUCCUCACGGUGGCCUCAGUCUGUCUCGUUGUAGUACGUCCUGCAGUCCCAUGGGACCGUGUAGAGGAAUGUUAUCGACGGCGCGCAAAGCAAGUGCCCACGACGACUACGAUGCUUUGUCUAACGCUGUUUACCUGAUCCGUCCGACGCCCGGUUUCUGCGGUAUGCAGCGGGUGAUUAUUUACUUUCACGGUUCGUCGUGUGGCCAACCAUUCCUGAACUUUUCUCACCUGGGGGCUGAGGCACAAGUCAUGAACUCACCCGAAGUCGGUUUAUUUUGUUGUUGUUUUUAA